This is a messenger RNA of Klebsormidium nitens, 2547 nucleotides long. NCBI's taxonomy places the organism in Eukaryota, Viridiplantae, Streptophyta, Klebsormidiophyceae, Klebsormidiales, Klebsormidiaceae. The record is from the annotation of a GenBank genome assembly.
CCCCUGAUCUUGCAUGGACAAAGUGGCCCGUGGACUUUGGAGGAGCCUGGGAAGGACAACCAUUGUGCCAGCAUUUGUGCAAGCUGCUCGAUCUUUGUGGCGGCUGACCCAAUUGAAGCUCGAUUGAAGGUCAGUUGGGAAGCUUUGGAAGCUUUGGCGGUCAUCAACAGGCUUCUCCGAAGCUUGCUGAUCCGUCCGUUCAGCAGUGGGAUAAGCGCAGAAGCGGCAGCUGAUGGCAGGUACUCAGGCGAUCCGGCUGCCUGCAGUUGCCCCCUUUGCCCCUCUUGAGCAGCCAUCAAGCAGCGGAAGGAAGCACGCAAGGACGCAGACUGCUCGCAGUAGCUUGCUCACAUCUAGGCCUUUGUUGAGGGUUAAUUGUCCUCUAUUGCCAUCAUCUUCUGGGGCUGCUGUCCACUCUUGGAAGCAAGAGCGCAUCGCACCCAAGAUGGCGGCAUUGAAAGCGACAGGCCAAACUAGCGCAACAGGCUCCUCCAAUGCUGGCCCCAGUAUUCGAGCUGCUGCGGGAGUCUCCACCCUCCAGAAGAUUGACUUCAAGAAACUCCAGAAUGGCAGUGACAUCCGUGGGGUCGCUCUUGAAGGCGUUGAAGGAGAGGCAGUGAAUGUAACGCCAGAGGCGGUGGAAGCCAUUGCACAAGGAUUUGCAGACUGGAUCAUGGACAAGAAGAAGAAGGAGGGCGCGGCCAAGCCUGAUCGCAAGUACCGCGUCUCGAUUGGGCAUGACUCCCGGCUGUCUGCCAAGUCCUUGCGGGAGGCAGCGGGGCGGGGCGUCGCCAGCGCCGGCUUUGAUGUUGUGCAAUACAAUCUCGCGUCCACCCCGGCCAUGUUCAAUUCAACACUGACAAAGGAUGAGAGCCUGCUUACACCUGCCGAUGGAAGCAUCAUGAUCACAGCGAGCCACCUGCCGUUCAACCGCAACGGCAUGAAGUUCUUCACCAACACGGGGGGCACCGGCAAGGCGGACAUCACCGACAUUCUCGCACGCGCCGCCAAGAUCUACGACGGUUUCACAGAGGAGACCCUCGAGAAGAGUUCACAGGCAGCUGCAAGCGCGACGUCCGAGGUAGAUUACAUGGAACGGUACACAGCAGAUCUGGUGGAGGCAGUGAGGAAGGGGGCCGGGGGAGUGGAGAAGCCUUUGUAUGGUUUCCACGUCGUCGUCGAUGCGGGCAACGGUGCUGGCGGCUUCUUUGCGCCCCAAGUGUUGGAGCCCCUGGGCGCUCGGACGGACGGCAGCCAGUUCCUGGAUCCUGACGGCACUUUCCCUAACCAUAUCCCGAACCCCGAAGAUGAGACGGCCAUGGCGGCAAUUCAAAAGGCGGUGCUGGACAACAAGGCGGACUUUGGAAUCAUCUUCGACACCGACGUCGAUAGGUCUGCUGCGGUGGAUUCUGGCGGCAAGGAGAUCAACCGCAACCGGCUGAUUGCGCUGCUGUCGGCCAUUAUCUUGGAAGAACACCCGGGGACUACUGUCGUCACCGACAGCGUCACCUCCGACGGCCUCACGGAGUUCAUUGAAAAGCUGGGCGGGAAGCACCACCGGUUCAAGCGCGGGUACAAGAACGUGAUCGACGAGGGCAUCCGGCUCAACUCGGUCGGGCAGGAGACGCACCUGGCCAUUGAAACGAGCGGUCACGGCGCGCUCAAAGAGAACAACUGGCUGGACGACGGCGCAUACGCUAUGGUCAAGCUGCUCAUCAAAAUGGCGGCUGCCGCGACCGCGGGCGAGGGCAAGGGCAGCGGGGUGCUGACGAAACUGAUUGAAGAGUUGCAAGAGGCGGAGGUGGCUACGGAGCUGCGGUUCAAAAUCGACCAGGCACACCCCGACGUGCAAGGGGACUUCAAAGCGUACGGCAACAAGGUCUUGGCGGCGUUGGAGCAGUCGGUGAAGGAGGACGACGCGCUGCAAAUAGCGCCCGUCAACCACGAAGGGAUCCGAGUUUCCGGCCAUGGAGGCUGGUUCUUGCUCCGGCUGUCCCUGCACGAUCCCGUUCUUCCACUCAACAUCGAGGCACCCAGCAAGGAGGAUGCGAAGAAGUUGGCUGCCGCGGUUUCGAAAGUUGUUAACAAGUUUGAAGCCCUGGAUGUGAGCGCCCUUCAGAAGGUCUUGUAAACGCGCGCAUCCGUUUGUCGUUGAGAUGCAAUCGUAGGCACUCAAGUUGGAUUCAGUUUUCAAUCGAGGUGCCGGGUUGUGUACGAGUGUACAGAAGUUUGCUCCCUGUACAAGUUCCGGUGGCUAAGACGAUGCUGACGCUAGGGACUUGCAGACAUUCUUCAAGUCAACCAAGGGCCAUGUAACCAAGAUUGCUCUGCGUUCGACCGGAGGUAAGGAAUGUAUAUGUACUGGUACACCGCCUUGUAGACUUGUGCUUCACGGACUGUGUAAGCCCGCAAUUGUGCAGAUUGGUGUCAGCGGCUGGUGCAAAGCCUGUCGUCAAAGGAUUCUGAAAAUAAUGAAACACAAGAUUACACUUUCUAGACACGAUAUGAUCCUCAAUCCCAUGGGUAGAAAGUAUGUCACGUUACUGG